AUGUGCUUUGUCCGCCGUCACGACGAAGACGCCGAGUUGCUCGAUGCCAGCCCGAUGCCGUUUGUUCCGAUUUACUUGAGACCCCAAGAAAUUGACGAAGCCGAACUCUUGAGGGACAUUGACGAAAUUAACCGGAACGCCCUCGAGCAGGACCGCCAAAUUGCGAUCCUGAACCAAGCCAUUGUUGAAUUGGUUGCUCAACUCGACCGGGACGGCGUGAACUGGGAAGAAAUGUUGGGGGUAGCUCCGCAACAACCGCGACCAGAACAAGAAGAUGAAACUGAUAUGGAAGAUAAUUAUGGCGAUGAUGACUACAUUGAUGUUGAGCAU
Molecule: messenger RNA, 330 nt
Organism: Mesorhabditis spiculigera
Lineage: Eukaryota; Metazoa; Nematoda; Chromadorea; Rhabditida; Rhabditidae
Source: the annotation of a GenBank genome assembly